AUGCAGGGCCCCGGGGACCUCGUCGACGAGGCGAGCCGCCAGGACUACAUCCAGCACGAGGUCGCCAGGUUCGUGCCCAUGCUCCCGCACCCGCUCAGCAUGCAGGACUUCCUCGACAUGCUCGAGCCUGCCAGGCUGGCCAAGUUUCUGCACGAGGAGGUGCUCGUGCGGUCCGCCGAAAGGAUCCGGUGGAUCCAGGACGUGGAGGGGUGGGAGGAGAUCGAGGAGCUCAGGGCAGUGAGAGCUCAGCACCUCGACGGCUUUCGCGCACUUCGCCUGGUGAGACGGGUGCCGACUCUGGACGCGUUCUCCGAGGUCGUGCGGUCCAUGAUGGACUCUCUCCAGGACGUUCCUCAAGACCUCACCCGUGCCAUGCGGCGCUUGAACCUGCUGCGCGGGGACAAGUACGGAAGCGACUUCACAGACAAGUGGCUGGAUGAUUUCUUCCUGAGCUACAUCGGCACCCAGAUGCUGAUGGCCCAGUAUCUGGCCUGCUGGGAGGCCCAGUGCAGCAGCACGGGAGCCGGCACCCAUCGCCGCAGCACUGGGAUCAUCGACCCCGACUGUGAGCCUGCUCGAGUCUGCAGCGAUGCUGCGACCGAGAUCCAGGCGAUCUGCAAAUCUCUGACCGGCCGACGCCCCGUCUACACGCUCGAGGUGCACUCGGCGGCGGGUGACGACAGAGGCGGCAGCCCUCGAUUCUCGUUCGUGCCGGGGUUUCUCAAAGUCAUCGUUAUGGAGAUCCUCAAAACAGUUUCCGCGCCACUGCAGAGAUUGUAA
Prorocentrum cordatum is the source of this 780-nucleotide messenger RNA. NCBI's taxonomy places the organism in Eukaryota, Dinophyceae, Prorocentrales, Prorocentraceae. The record is from the annotation of a GenBank genome assembly.